ACACGUGACUAACACGGAAGAGAAAGCCCUGCGACUCAGGUCUUCGGUCUACAAGAACAGACAUGAGCUGUUGCUGUUUACAUACAGCCAUGAAUAGGUGUGUUAUAGUGUGUUAAAUGUACAUAUUAUUUUCUGCUGAAUAUGUUUUUUUCCAUCUGCAUAUAUGUAGUUUUCAUGUUUGUCUCGGACUUUUUCUUUCUGCGAGUCUGUUUGUGUUGACAAGCUAAAGCGCGCUAACCGGCCACUAAUGGACGUCCAUACGACCAAUGUGAAGCAUAAAGUUACUCUUUUAGGUUAUUAAAACUCCAUAAUGCCGCUUGUACAAGCCAACCAACCGCAGCUAAUUCGGUCCUCUCAGAAGGACGAAUACUAUCAAAGCAGUUUCAGAAACAAUACUAACGAAACGGUCCAGACGGUCGCUGGUUCCAAACUAUGGCUGCAGUGGAGGAAAGAAAUCGAGCUGCUGUCAGACCUCACCUACUACACACUAACUACUCUCUCAGGAUAUCAGACAUUAGGUGAGGAGUAUGUCAGCAUUGUCCAAGUUGAUCCCACAAAGCGUAGGAUUCCUUCCCGUAUGCGCAGAGGGGCCCUUAUCCUUCUUCACACCUUCGUACCAUACUUUCUGGACAAGCUCCUGGUCUGCAUUGAGCAUGAGCUGGAGGUUGAGGAGCAGGACUCUCAGAAUACCCAGCGCGAGAUAACAUUAACCUGGAACCCAAUGUCUUAUGUAAAGGCAUGGAUACACAGGACUGUUAGGAUGCUGAAUGAGCAUCAGAGGAAAUCUCUAAAACCUAUGGUCUUCGCAGUGCAACAGGGAGUCACCAUCUUGCACAGGGUGCAUGUGGCGCUGUUCUAUGUUAGUGGUGCUUUUUAUCAUCUGGCCAAGAGGACAACAGGCAUCAGCUAUCUCAGAAUGCAAGGUAUGGCAGGGGAUGACAAAGUCAUCCGUAACAGCUACCGGCUUUUAGGAGCGGUCUCACUGCUGCAGCUGGCUAUCACACUGAUACUGCAAUUUAACAAUCUGAGACAGAGGCAGCGUGCCAGGCAGGAGUGGAAACAACACAGGAACCUUCCCUCAAGUCCGCAGGCGGGCCGGUCACCAUCCUCUCGAGCCUCCCGCUGUAUCUUGUGCUUAGAGGAGCGGAGACACCCCACCACAACCCCCUGCGGCCACCUCUUCUGCUGGGAGUGUAUCACAGAGUGGUGUAACACUAAGACAGAGUGUCCACUGUGCCGAGAAAAAUUCCAGCCUCAUCGUUUGGUUUAUCUGAGGAGCUACAAGUAGCUGAAGAUUCAGUGCAUCACAAUGACUUAAGAACUUGAAGUUUCCAUGACAGUAUUAAUUUGCUCCCAUCUAUUGCCACAGAAAUUAGUUUAUUCUUUACAAUUAAUUGUAUUUAAAAUGAGAAAUAAAUUUGUAAGAACUGUU
Colossoma macropomum (tambaqui) is the source of this 1432-nucleotide messenger RNA. It is a transcript of the gene pex10, whose product is annotated as peroxisomal biogenesis factor 10. The transcript has 6 exons. The record is from RefSeq and is a predicted model, not a curated record. Gene Ontology annotation, molecular function: zinc ion binding. Gene Ontology annotation, biological process: protein import into peroxisome matrix. Gene Ontology annotation, cellular component: peroxisomal membrane. The coding region runs from base 311 to 1288 and encodes 325 amino acids. Lineage: Eukaryota; Metazoa; Chordata; Actinopteri; Characiformes; Serrasalmidae.